AUGGCGGAGGCGGCAGAGUCUCCUGGAGACCCGCGUACCACAUCGCCCAGGCCCCUGUUUGCAGGCCUUUCAGAAAUAUCUAUCUCACAAGACAUCCCUGUGGAAGGAGAAAUCACCAUUCCUAUGAGAUCUCGCAUUCGGGAACUUGACAGCUCCACAUUAAAUGAAUCGGUUCAGAAUACCAUUAUGCGUGAUCUAAAAGCUGUUGGGAAAAAAUUCAUGCAUGUUUUAUACCCAAGGAAAAGUAAUACUCUCUUGAGAGAUUGGGAUUUAUGGGGCCCUUUGGUCCUUUGUGUGACACUCGCACUAAUGCUUCAAAGAGGCUCUGCAGAUAAUGAAAAUGAUGGAGGGCCCCAGUUUGCAGAAGUGUUUGUCAUUAUCUGGUUUGGUGCAGUUACCAUCACCCUCAACUCAAAACUUCUUGGAGGAAAUAUAUCUUUUUUUCAGAGCCUCUGUGUGCUGGGCUAUUGUAUACUUCCCUUGACAGUGGCAUUGCUGGUUUGUCGGCUGGUACUUUUGGCUAAGCCAGGACCAAUAAACUUCAUAGUCCGGCUUUUUGUGGUGAUCGUGAUGUUUGCCUGGUCUAUAGUAGCCUCUACAGCUUUUCUUGCUGACAGCCAGCCUCCAAAUCGCAAAGCCCUUGCCAUUUAUCCUGUUUUCUUGUUCUAUUUUGUUAUCAGUUGGAUGAUUCUCACCUUUACUCCUUAG
Molecule: messenger RNA, 708 nt
Organism: Pipistrellus nathusii (Nathusius's pipistrelle)
Lineage: Eukaryota; Metazoa; Chordata; Mammalia; Chiroptera; Vespertilionidae
Source: the annotation of a GenBank genome assembly